Molecule: messenger RNA, 460 nt
Organism: Anoplopoma fimbria (sablefish)
Lineage: Eukaryota; Metazoa; Chordata; Actinopteri; Perciformes; Anoplopomatidae
Gene: morn4
Product: MORN repeat containing 4
Exons: 4
Coding region: 13-453 (146 amino acids)
Source: RefSeq, a predicted model, not a curated record
AACAGAGGGGACAUGACUCUGACCAGAGGAUCUUUCACCUAUGCCAGUGGGGAAGAGUACCACGGCGAGUGGAAAGAAGGUCGGAGGCAUGGUGUUGGCCAGCUCAAGUUUCAGGACGGAACCUGCUACUCUGGCCAUUUUGAGAAUGGACUCUUCCAUGGCUCUGGUGUACUGCUCUUCACAGAUGGAUCCAGGUACGAAGGAGAAUUUGCACACGGAAAGUUUCAAGGCGCAGGAGUCUUCAGUCGAUAUGACGGCAUGAAGUUUGAAGGGGAAUUCAAAGAUGGACGUGUUGAGGGAUAUGGGCUAUUGACUUUCUCAGAUGGAGCUCACGGUGUCCCACGAAACGAAGGCUUGUUUCAAAACCACAAGCUGCAAAAGAGAGAAAAGUGUCCAGGAGUUGUGCAGCGUGCGCAGGCUUCAGCCUCCAACGCUCGCUGUCUGGUACUUUGACUGUCAU